Molecule: messenger RNA, 753 nt
Organism: Mycotypha africana
Lineage: Eukaryota; Fungi; Mucoromycota; Mucoromycetes; Mucorales; Mycotyphaceae
Exons: 2
Coding region: 134-523 (129 amino acids)
Source: RefSeq, a predicted model, not a curated record
CACCUUACCUCGUAGUCACCUUAUAUAAACGUACUACAUCCCUAUUCCCAACUUAUAUAUCCCUCCUUCCUUUACGCUAUUCUUCUACAACUUCGCCAGCCAGACGAAUCAAUCCACUGCGAAAAAAUACAAGAUGGAUAAAGAAACUAUUGCUGUCCUAAGCUUGACUAGCAGCCCACCCAUAAUAGGAAUCGAGCAAAUUCGGAAUGAAAUUUUAUCAAGCAAGACGCAAGCCUACUUUAGAUAUACAGCCACAGUUCUUGUCUAUAUGUCUAUUUGCUUGGGGUGCUGUAUAUGGCAGAUCAUGACAGCUAUAGAACUAGUAUACACGAGACAGAAAUGGCUUCACUUUGCAGCUUUUUUUGAAACUCUUCUAUGCUUUAUAUUGAUCCUAUGCAGUAUUUUAAACCCACUGAAUGCAGUAGGAUGUGAAGACGUAAGUAUCACAUUCACCAGCACAACCAUGGAAAUGCAGCCACAUGGAUUGUUGACCAGUCAUUCUAAUAUCAAUAGAGAUUUGUAAUAUCUAUAAUUACUGUAAAUUUGGGCAGUUGCUGUAUCCAAAGUAUCAUGGUUUAUAAAGCUUACGUAUGUUAUGGUCGUAACAAAUGGUUAAUGGUUCUUGGCUGUCUCAUUAAUGCUGGAUACAUUGCUUUGAUUUCCAUCUAUGCUUCUGUUGGAAAAGUACCUACAUCUAAAGAUAUCUUUGGAAAUUGUGUGAUGAAUUACCGUAAGACUUUUGAACGAUAAUAG